Molecule: messenger RNA, 1929 nt
Organism: Fulvia fulva
Lineage: Eukaryota; Fungi; Ascomycota; Dothideomycetes; Mycosphaerellales; Mycosphaerellaceae
Product: Arylsulfatase
Exons: 1
Coding region: 1-1929 (642 amino acids)
Molecular function (GO): arylsulfatase activity
Source: RefSeq, a predicted model, not a curated record
AUGAGCGGAUCAAAGGCUUCAAACGCAACCGCUGGCGCCAAAGACAAGAGACCGAACUUCCUCGUCAUUGUUGCGGAUGAUCUAGGUUUCAGCGAUCUGAGCUGUUUUGGUGGCGAGAUUUGGACACCCAACUUGGACAAACUCGCCAGCAAUGGCUUACGGUUUACCGACUUCCAUGCGGCGGCGGCAUGCUCUCCCAGCAGAGCCAUGAUCAUGACUGGCACAGAUCAUCACAUCGCAGGUCUUGGAAAUCUCAUUGAAUGGACGAACCGAUCCGACCAGAAUGCACCUUCGGAGGGUGAGAUCAAGUAUUGGUCUACAGCACCCCAGCGUGGCAUGCCCGGAUACGAGGGAUACCUGAAUGAACGAGUCGUCACACUGCCUGAGAUGCUGCGCGAUGCUGGAUAUCUUACCAUGAUGGCGGGAAAGUGGCAUUUGGGCCUGACGCCAGAACGCUUCCCGCAUCAGCGAGGCUUUGAGCGUAGCUUUGCCCAUCUCCCGGCAUGCUCAAACCACUAUGCGUACGAGCCUCAGCUUGAGGGAAUGGACCAGAUCCCAGAGUUCAUGACCAUGUCCUUCAUCGCUUUGCAUGCUGAGGACGGCGAGUACGUGAAGAAGCUACCAGAAGGCUGGUACAGUACUGAAGGGUAUGGUGACAAGAUGCUGCAGUAUCUGAAGGAUCGCAAGGAGUCGAAAGAUGAGCGUCCGUUCUUUGCGUACUACCCAUUCACAGCUCCGCACUGGCCCCUCCAGGCUCCGGAUGAAUACAUCGAGCACUACAAAGGUGUCUACGACGAAGGUCCGAAUGUACUUCGCGAGAAGCGAUUACAAAGAAUGAAGGACAUGGGGUUGUGUGCGGAAGAUGUUGUGCCACAUCCAGUCGUGGCUGACGAGGUGAAAGAGUGGAAGGAUCUGACGCCAGAGCAGAGAGAGAAGUCGUGCAAGUCCAUGGAGGUCUUCGCUGCGAUGGUUGAGUGCAUCGACCACAACGUUGGAAAGGUCGUCAAGUAUCUUGAAGAGACUGGCGAGCUAGACAAUACUUUUGUGUGUUUCAUGUCGGACAACGGAGCGGAGGGAGCGGCUUACGAAGCGUACCCGAUUGUGCAGAGUACGAUGUUGGGACAUUUGGAGAAGUACUACAACAACUCGCUGGAAAACCUAGGUCGAGGUGACAGCUUCAUCUGGUACGGGCCAAGAUGGGCACAGGCCGCUACCGCACCGAGUCGGUUGUACAAAGCCUUCACGACCGAAGGCGGUGUUCGUGUGCCAUUCUUGGCCAAAUUCCCGACUGGCAUGAACGUUCGUGCUGACGGCGAAGCUCUCACCUCCGGUCCGAUCGAAGUCAAAGACUCAGGCGCGCACGUUAGUAAUGAGAACGGCAGCAUCACCAGCACAUUCAGCACAGUCAUGGACCUUGCACCGACGAUCCUUGAAAUGGCCGGCGUCAAGCACCCUGCUCCAAUCUACCAAGGCCGCGAAGUCGUCUCCAUGCGCGGCAAGAGCAUGGUCCCCUACAUAAACGGCGGGGCAGCCUCAGUCCACCCAAAAGACUUUAUCAACGGCUGGGAAACCUGCGGCCGUGCAGCGGUCCGCUGUGGAGACUGGAAGAUCGUCUUCAUCCCCAAACCCAAAGGACCUGAGAAGUGGCAGAUGUACAACCUCGCCAAAGACCCUGGCGAGGUCAACGAUCUGGCUGAGCAGGAUCCAGAGCGGCUGGAGAAGAUGAUCAAGAUGUGGGAUCAGUAUGUCCUGGAGUGUGGGGUCAUCCCACUUGCGCCGGCGUUGGGACAGUGGAUUGCUGCUAUGGAGGAGCAGAUGCCGGAGGACGCUUGGAUGGAGUACGAGUAUUGGAAGGAGGGGGCGAGGGAUGAGCCGGAGAGGUUUAGGAGGGAUAUACCACGAUUUACUAGAGAGGUCAAGGCUAUGUAG